GAGAGAGAGAGAGAGAGAGAGAGAGAGAGAGAGAGAGAGAGAGAGGCAAAUGAAACAAGUACACAGGCAAACGCUUAGUUAAUGAUUGUCCACAUCUGUUUUGCUCUGGAUGGUCGAUUGGGUUGCAUUCAGCAGAGAACUGUUCCAGGAUGAGUGUCCUGGGAGUGUUGUGGGGCGUCUCCGCCCUCUUCUUCUCCAACCUGCUCCGAGGCGGGCCCUGGCAGGUGCUGGUCAUCGCGGCGACGGCGCUGGUCGGCGUGGCGACGGCCUGGGUGGGCAGGCUGCUGCUGCGCCAUGCCUGGUUCAGACACCGGCUGUCCUGCUUCAGCACGCCCCCCGCACAAUCCUGGCUCAUGGGUCACCUGGGACAGAUGCGUGACUCGGAGGAGGGUCUCCUGGAUGUGGACCGCCUGGUCCGGACCCACGGCCAUUCCUGCUCCUGGUUCCUGGGACCCUUCUACCACCUGGUGCGGGUCUUCCACCCGGACUUCACCAAUCCCCUCCUCAAGGCCGCGGCAUCCAUCACAGUGAAGGAUGAGCUCUUCUAUGGUCUUCUACGUCCAUGGCUCGGUCAGAGUCUGUUGCUCAGCAACGGGGAGGAGUGGUCACGCCGGCGACGCCUUCUGACACCAGCGUUCCACGUUGACGUCCUGAAGGGCUACGUGGCCGUGUUCAACAACGCCACCCACACCAUGCAUUCUAAGUGGAUGCGUUUGUCCAGAGAAGGCCAGGGGGACCUGGAGAUGUUCCAGCACGUGGGUCUCAUGACGCUGGACAGUCUGCUCAGGUGUGCGUUCAGCCACAGCAGCGACUGUCAGGAGACGUCCAAUGAGUUCACAACGGCCAUCCUGGAGCUGGGUGACCUCAUCAUGGAUCGGCGCCGAAGGAUCCACCAUCACUGGGACUGGAUCUACUGGCGCAGCCCCCAGGGCAAGCGCUUCCGGAGGGCCACCGAGGUGGUGCACAGCUUCACCAGGCGAGUGGUGGAGCAUCGCCGCGCCCUCAUCCGCAAGCAGAGCCACCGCGAGUCACUGGAGGGAACCGCCCGGGGCGGGACCGCCGGAGACACAGCUCAGAGGCAGAAGAGGAAGGACUUCAUUGAUAUCAUCCUCCUGGCCCAGGACGAGGAGGGGGGUGGCCUGACAGACAAGGAGGUUGAGGCUGAGACAAACACCUUCAUGUUCGCAGGUCACGACACCACGGCCAGCGCCAUCUGCUGGACACUGUUCAAUCUGGCGGGCCACGCCCACUACCAGGACAGAUGCAGAGAUGAGGUGAAGGAGCUGAUGAGGGACCGGGCAGAGCAGGACAUUAAGUGGGCUGACCUGUCCAGCAUGCCCUUCACCACCAUGUGCAUUAAGGAGAGCCUCAGACUCCACUCUCCGGUCCUGGCCGUCACUCGGCAGUACACCCGGGACGUCGACCUACCAGGAAACAGGACUGUACCCAAAGAUACCAUAUGUUUGGUCAGUAUUUACGGGACGCACCACAACCCCGCUGUCUGGUCCGAUCCAAACGAGUUCAACCCGCUACGCUUUGACCCCGCCAACACCAGGGAGCGGUCCUCCAACGCAUUCAUUCCCUUCUCGUCCGGGCCCAGGAACUGCAUCGGUCAGCGGUUUGCGAUGGCCGAGCUACAGGUCGUCGUGGCGCUGACUCUGCUGCGUUUCCGACUGUCCCUCGGCUCGAACCCCGACACUGCCGGGACCUCCACCGGGCAGGGCAUCCGGCGUCUCCCUCAGUUGGUGCUGCGCGCCGAGGGCGGGAUGUGGUUACGGCUGGAGCUGAUGGAUCCUCCUUGCACAGAGGGGCUGCAUGCGCAGUAAAGCUAGCGACCAACUUAAACAGCGGUUACCAAUGCGGUGCAAUGUCCUGAGUGGUGGAAUAGAUAGAGGAUGGAAGAGUGGAGGGAGGGAGGGAGGUAGGGAGGGAGGGGGGGACAUGUAGACUAAUAAAGAGACAGGCGCCAGAGGGAAUCCAUAUUCCAGAAGCAGAAAAAGAUGCAGGAAAUAAAUAAAGGAGCAAAUUGAAAUGGAGAACGCCAUUGAGAUAAAAAUACAUUGAGAAAGAAACACAUUAAGAGAGAAACAAUAGAUAAAGAGAAGCAGGAUGGUGUUUGAGCUCCCCAUGAGCUCCCAUGUUCCCUUCUCUCCAUCCCUUCUUGGUAGAUCCUGCAGGAGUGCAGAAAGGGUUGCAAGAUGGCAGAGAUGAUGAGGACGUUGGACCCAGGUAGCAUUUAAAUAUCAUUAAAGACCAUUAAUCAUAAAUCGUUCCUAAUAAUGAGAAUAAUUGAGGAUUUAAUUGUAGGCUAUUUGAUUUACUUUUAUAGCCUGUUCAACCACCACAGUAGCGACAAUUUGCAUAUACAUCUCAUCUCGUAAAGAAUAUUUUAAAAUAAAACACACAGGACUCUGCUUAACCGGUCAUGGCAAAUUAACCUAUUUGCAUGAACCUUGCAUGCGUUAUCGUUCAUGAUCUGGUGAAGCAGUAACUUAGUUAAACAUAACUUUAUUUUGUUAUUUGCGGGUUACCCUCCGAGUAGACAGCCAGACAGUACGAUGAGAAAGAGUUCUCAACAGCUUGAUUUGAUAUCAUUUGUUCAUUCCUUUAACUAUAUAAGCCUAAUUAAAAAGGGUAAUGAAGGUUUAGAAAUAAGCAACUUGCAUCAUGCUUGCAUUUAGAAGCAGAUCACAGCUUGUUGUGAUGUGUGUGCAUAAGCUAUCAACUGUAUGCAAAUGAGCGCGUAGUGCAGCAUGCGUCCGGCCAUGUGAUUGGACAAAGGACAUCAAUGAGCAGCCCACUGACCAAUCUAAAGUGGUGUAAUCAAAGCAAUUUCUUAUAUUUCUGAUGUAUAAUAUCUUUAUCAGCAUAAACCGCAAUGCUUAUGCUUUGCAAAUGUAGGGUGGUCUGUUUUUUUUAUAUUAUUUGGAAUUUAGAAGCUAAGCCAGCAAAAGCUGUAUGAACUUGGCCCAUUAAUCUGUGUCGAAUUGAUUGUUUUUUCUUAUUGAAAAUGUAUCAAAAUGUACAUUUAAUAGUACUAGUAAAAUGUUUAAAUAAUUUACUAAAUUAUAUCUAGCAUAUAUAAUUAGAAUGAUAAAUGAACACCCCCAUCUAAGAAUAAAUGGUAUCGUCGGAACCCCUCACAUUUGGAUAGGUUGACAACUUAUCUGAAUAUGAGGGGUUCAGAGUCUGACGAUGGAUAGGUGAUUCAGUGUAUGCAAAUAAUAUUCACAAUUACCCAAUUUCCCUAUUGUGUCAGUUAUGCACAAUGUUUCCAUUCACAAACUACUAAAAUUAACUGAGCAUUUGGCACUUAUAUACGGCAUCAUAAUUUCAGGACAUUGCUUCGGAAUUCAAUACCCAGAUCAGUCCACCAUGAUCCUUCAACAGAUCAGUCAGAGGUCUCAAACAGAAAAUGUCGGCCAAAUCCCCAAGGUUUUUAGAGGUUAAAUUCGGUUAAGGCUAUUAUUGUUUAGAUUUUACAUAAGUUUUAUUUGCAUUUCGUUUCAGUUUAUAAUUAAUGAGAGGAUGUGUUAGUUUAUUUCGUUUUUUACUUAGUUUAGUUUAUAUUAGUUUCAGUGUUAGUUUCAGACCUUUUUGUAAAAUGUGGUAUUUACCAACCAGUUAACACACAUUUUAUUUCACUCAUAGUUUUCUGAUGACGACAACAUGGAGUCAUACACAAUGGAAUAAAUCGAAUUGGCGAUGAAAAGUUGUAAACUGAUGUCUGGUCAAGGUAGCAGUGGGACCGUUAUUAUUUAGACAUCUUUUUUUUU
Molecule: messenger RNA, 3776 nt
Organism: Gadus macrocephalus (Pacific cod)
Lineage: Eukaryota; Metazoa; Chordata; Actinopteri; Gadiformes; Gadidae
Gene: cyp4f3
Product: cytochrome P450 4F3
Exons: 14
Coding region: 150-1826 (558 amino acids)
Molecular function (GO): iron ion binding; oxidoreductase activity, acting on paired donors, with incorporation or reduction of molecular oxygen; monooxygenase activity
Source: RefSeq, a predicted model, not a curated record